GGGGAAAACGACCGACGACCCUGGCCGGAGCCGAUGUCCCGACUCCCGCCCCACCUGGCGACUGCUUGCUUCCUUCCUUCUCCUCUCCGGCAAAGCCCAGGGACUUGCAAGUUGACUGCUGCGCUGCAACUGCUAGGCUUCCGAGCGCGGGGAAGGGCGCUAGCCCAAGGCGCACUUUACGCACAAAAGGGUCCCAGGUCAAACCCCUGAAAUCCCUAGUCUUUUCUCCCUAGGUGUUUAGGAGCCCAUCCGAGAUGCCAUACUUAGGCUCAGAGGAUACAGUGAAGGAGCUGAAGAGAGCACUGUCUAACCCUCAUGUGCAAACUGACCGUCUCCGCUACAGGAAUGUUAUCCAGCGAGUGAUCAGGCAUAUGACCCAAGGUGUAGAUGUGUCCAGUGUGUUUAUGGAGAUGGUCAAAGCUAGUGCCACAGUGGAUAUUGUUCAGAAAAAACUAGUGUACUUGUAUAUGUGCACAUAUGCUCCUCUGAAGCCCGAUCUGGCUCUUUUAGCUAUCAACACCCUUUGCAAAGACUGCUCAGACCCCAACCCCAUGGUUAGGGGCCUCGCCUUGCGAAGCAUGUGCAGUUUCAGGAUGCCCAGCAUACAGGAGUAUAUCCAACAGCCAAUCCUGAAUGGUUUGCGAGACAAAGCCUCCUAUGUAAGGAGAGUCGCUGUCCUCGGAUGUGCAAAGAUGCAGAAACUGCAAGGGGACUGCGAAGUGGACGGCGCACUAGUUAAUGAGCUAUAUAGUCUGCUUCGUGACCAGGAUCCUAUUGUAGUGGUGAAUUGUUUGAGGGCGCUAGAGGAGAUCCUGGCACACGAAGGAGGAGUUGUCAUCAACAAGCCCAUUGCCCACCAUCUUCUCAACAGGAUGCCUGACCUAGACCAGUGGGGACAGAGUGAAGUGUUGACUUUCCUCUUGCGCUACAAUCCCCGCUCUGAAGAAGAGCUCUUUGACAUCCUUAACUUGCUGGAUGGAUAUCUCAAGAGUAGCAGCUCCAGUGUGGUGAUGGCUGCCACGAAACUUUUCAUAGUGCUGGCCAGAGACUUUCCGCACGUGCAGGAAGAUGUGCUGGUGAGAGUGAAGGGCCCGCUCCUGUCUGCUUGCACCUCUGAGAGUCGGGAACUCUGUUUCACUGCCUUGUGUCAUGUGCGCCAGAUCUUAGACAGCCUCCCCGGCCAUUUCAGUAGCCACUACAAGAAGUUCUUCUGCUCAUAUUCAGAACCGCAUUAUAUCAAGUGCCAGAAAAUGGAGGUUUUGUGCAAGCUGGUGAACGAUGAAAAUGUGCCACAGAUACUGGAGGAACUAAGAGAUUACUGCACUGAUGUGUCAGCAGAGCUUGCACAAGGGGCAAUCUUUGCCAUUGGCAACAUUGCAAGGACCUACACCGAGCAGUGUGUGAGGAUCCUAACAGAACUCCUUGAGCUGAAGCAGGAGCAUAUAACUUCAGCUGUAGUUCAGGUGUUCCGGGACCUGGUGUGGUUGUGUCCGCAGUGUAUAGAGAAUGUGUCCCAGGCUUUGGGUGGCUGUGAGGAGACCAUCCAGGACAGUGAGGGCAAGCAAGCACUGAUCUGGCUGCUGGGGGUACAUGGAGAGAGAGUCCCCAGUGCCCCCUAUAUUUUGGAGGAUUUUGUAGAGAAUGUGAAAUCAGAGACCUUCUCGGUUGUGAAGCUGGAACUGCUAACAGCUUUGGUGCGGCUCUUCAUAGGACGUCCAGCUGAGUGCCAGGACAUGUUGGGUCGAUUGCUCUAUUACUGCAUAGAGGAGGAGAGAGACAUGGCAGUUCGGGAUCGUGCACUCUUCUACUAUCGUCUUUUGCAAGCUGGCAUGGAGGAAGCGAAAGGGAUCCUUUGCAGCCCUACAUCUGAUCACUCUCUGAGGUUCUUGGAAGGGCAGGCUGAAGGCUCUGUGAAUGCGUGGGCCUCUGACUUUAACUCACUGGUGCCUAUAUAUGGCAAAGAGCAAUGGGCAGCCAUGACAGCCAGCCGGGUUACUGGCCUUCCCCAUACAGAUUCUCCCUCUGAAGAUCCCACAACGGUGGAUGAAGAGCCCCUGAUACCAGAAAAGGAAGAGGAGGUUCCUUCUGUCGACACCAGUUCGAACAGCCUGAUUCUCAGACCAAGCAUGUGCAUGACUGCUGAGCAGUUUGAGAGGACAUGGCUAAACCUGGGUUUGGGCUGCCAGCAAGCUGUUCCCUGGCAGGAAACUGUGCAGCCAGACACUGUGCAGGCUGCACUUCAGGUUGUCCAUAUCCAGACUAUUGCUAUGAGCAAGGCUGGUUCCCCGCUGUGGAAGGCCUACCUUGUUGCCCAGGAUGAUACAGGCUGCCUUUUCCUGACAGAGCUGCUACUUGAAGUGGGGGCUGCAGAGAUGCAAAUGUUGGUGAAGCAGAGUGAAAACAAGCCAGAGGCACUGCAGGCCUUCAUCUCAGUCUUGAAGACUGUGUUGGGAACAGUGGCAGGAUUGACGUCCUGAUUCUUUCAGACCACUGAUACGGGUCAUGAAUAGGAUGAGACUUAAGUCUGUUUGCGUAUGGCGUUCUUCAAAUUAUGCUGCAGCUCUUAUGAACUGUUUGUACAGGAGAGGAACGCUUCCUCGCAGGCCGAGCGAGAUCCAGAUGCUCAGUCCCACUCCCUUAUCUUGGAAUAUUUUGGUGGGAGCUGCUGCUUGGCUUGACACCAGAGAAGAACUAGCAAGAGGGCAGGGAAUGCUGCUUGAAGAAUGCUGGUUUUAUGUUACUUUGGUUCCUGUAGUGGAUUUGAGUGAUUUUUAUUUUGAGAAUCUUUUGUAAGCUGCCUUUCAGAGUGGAUUGGGCCUACUUUGGAUAGUUUAAAGGGGUCGGCACAUUCCUAACAAUGGGUUUGAUGCAUCAAUCAUCUUUAAAGAUCCUCUUUUAAGACUUCCUUUUCUCCUCAUUCCCCCACCAGUCUCUACUCCCAUGAACUCUAUUCACCCAUUAAUGUUGCAGAGCCAGAUGUUUCCCCAAAGGAUUCAGAAUUGAUAGAAGGAUGAGGAAUAUUUAAUCAGAAUGAAACGUGUACAGAAAUGGUGCACUAUGAUAGGUGCGUGGUCACAGCCCUGUGGUAUCGAUUGUAGAACCUUCUGCAAAGGUUAUGCACAUUUUUUAGCGGAAAGAAUUGGUGGAACCGUUUAAAUGGGAAGAUGGAGUGGGAAAGAAAUGGAAGGGGGAGGGGGAAUCUUCAGACCAAAUGUGAGGUACACACACUUUUGCACAAAAGUACAGCGGUCUAAAUAGGAACAUGUAUCUCUGAGACGGAUUAUCUAUUCUAAGAUACGUAUAGCCACUCUUGCAGUUUUACCUGCAAACUUCAUGGCUAUGGUUUGAGCACAGUUUACACAUGCCUAUUAAAAAACAAAAGGAAAAGACUACCCCACAAAUGACUCUGGAUAAAGCAUUAAAAUCUGAUAAUACAGUAGAACAUUACUGACUACAUGGUGGGGGGUUGGUUUAAAACCUGCCCGUAGGUAAUGGCAGGAAAUACUGAACAACAAAAGUAAUAAAUGACUGAUGGUGGUAAGAUUUAUUUGGGAUCUUGAAAGCCUCCUCAGGCUGCGCAAUCAUAUCCAUACCUAGGAGUAAGCCCUGUUGAACUCAUUGAGGCUUACAACAGUGUACACGUGGGAUUGCAUUGUUGUGACACAGAACAAUUAGUACUAAACAGAGUUCUGUAUUUGUAUUUGCACUCCAAACUUUACUCAUUAUAGAUGGAAACUGAUAUAUAAAAUGAAACAUAAAUCUCU
Molecule: messenger RNA, 3764 nt
Organism: Podarcis muralis (Common wall lizard)
Lineage: Eukaryota; Metazoa; Chordata; Lepidosauria; Squamata; Lacertidae
Gene: AP4B1
Product: adaptor related protein complex 4 subunit beta 1
Biological process (GO): vesicle-mediated transport; intracellular protein transport
Cellular component (GO): clathrin adaptor complex; membrane coat
Molecular function (GO): clathrin binding
Source: RefSeq, a predicted model, not a curated record